UUGUAUUUAAAAGUUUUAACGGAAAAUACUUAUCUAGUGUUCAAAAUAAAAGAAUAAGAAGUGAGUUAUAGUGUAUUGUAAAGUGUAAUCCUAUGGAUUUUCUUGUCUAAAUGUGUUAAGUUCUAUUCAAACCAUGAACGGUAAUUCUGAAUCCACAUCAAAUAGCAUCAAAUUUGCGCCGAUGCCCAUGUCGGCGUUACUCGCUAAUUUGAUGCCUUUACAACAAAAUUCGGAUAGUCCUGACUCUAGUUUCACAACAGACGAGAGUGAUGUAUCCUCGAACGAAGUUUCAAUGAAAACGCCUCCUAGAAAUAAAACAAACAUGUCGUCGACUCCACAGUACAAAAUUACAAAUGAUUUUCAAAGUAAUGCUUCCGAGAAGAAAAAUAUUGUUAAUAAUCAUAACAAAGAGAAUGCUGACGAAUUUAAGCACUUAAACCAUUAUUAUACUAAGGACAGUAUUUUACCUAGUGGUCAGAAACUGACUAAAACAUCUUCAGUUUAUCCAAAUUCUGAAUCAAAAAAACGGAAUGUACUCAUGCAACACGAUAGUAACAUAAAGGUGCCACAGGCACAAGGUAAACUUAAUUCAGCUCAUAAAAAGACUCCAGAUAUAAAAGUGCCAAAUAGUUGUCAGAAAACGAAAACAGCGACACCUAAAAUUAAAUCUGGAAUCAGAAAAUUCACACCUGGUUCUUCAAAACACAGUCACAAGAAAACACCUCAGCAGACGGUAAUUCAGAACAGAGAUAAAGUACGAUGUGAAUUGUUUAGACAUAAUCAGCAGAAGGAUGAACAGUUACCACCACCCAGAGAACCCGCUCCAGCUCCAAUACUUGUGCCAGUACCUGAAACACCAAUUAAUAGAAAACCGAUGCCAGCUUCUUAUGCAGCAACACCAUCUUACCCACAGGGCAUAGUGGGAAACAACUCAAAAAUUUUGUUCAAAACAACUUCUAUUAAAGAUAAAAAAUAUAUGUUCAUUAAGAAACUGGGUACUGGGGGAUCUAGUGAAGUUUAUAAGGUAUUAGAAGUAGGAACAUCCUCUGAGUUUGCAGUGAAGUGUGUGUACCUGGCCACAGACCAGGACCUGGCUCAGGGCUACAUCAAUGAAGUGAGGCUGCUACGAGAACUACAAAAUUCUGAUAGAGUUAUUCGUCUAUAUGACUAUGAAUAUGACCGUCAGAAUCAAUUCCUCCGCAUGGUGCUAGAGGUGGGCGAGACAGACCUGUCGUCGUUUCUGCGCGCGCGCGGCGCUGGUUUGCCUCCCGCGCUUGUGCUACAUUACUGGGAAGAGAUGCUACAUGCUGUUCAUUACAUACAUGAGCAUGGAGUAAUCCAUGCGGAUCUGAAACCAGCAAACUUCCUAUUAGUCUGUGGGCGGCUAAAGCUGAUCGACUUCGGCAUAGCGUCGGCCAUUAGCGGCGACGCUACUAGUGUGGUGCGCGCGCAGGCUGCAGGCACCUACUCCUAUAUAAGCCCCGAGGCUCUAAUGGGUGGCGCUGGCGGUUACGGCGGCAGCGCAAAUAUCAAAAUAUCUUUCCGCUCUGAUGUUUGGUCAUUGGGAUGCAUUUUAUACAGCAUGGUCUAUGGUCGGACGCCAUUUGGUCAUAUCCCCAACUUAGCCAAAUUGGCUGCUAUUCUUGAUCCUAACCACCGGAUUGACUAUCCAGCUGCUGAUCAUCUACCUUUAUCGCUGAUCACAACGUUAAAAUGGUGUCUAACAUACAACGCUCGUUCAAGGCCGUCGGUGAGGGAGCUGCUCGCCGUAAAGCAUUUGCAGCCGCCGCGCGCCCCUCUUCCACAAUCAUUAGUAGAUAAACUGAAGCCUUAUGUGUCUGCUGAUGAGUUUAGACUGUUGCAGCAGGCACAAUUAUAAACUUUAUCAAAGAAUAUUUGUGUGACUU
Molecule: messenger RNA, 1907 nt
Organism: Vanessa atalanta (red admiral)
Lineage: Eukaryota; Metazoa; Arthropoda; Insecta; Lepidoptera; Nymphalidae
Gene: Mps1
Product: dual specificity protein kinase Ttk
Exons: 6
Coding region: 134-1879 (581 amino acids)
Biological process (GO): protein localization to kinetochore; meiotic spindle assembly checkpoint signaling; mitotic spindle assembly checkpoint signaling
Cellular component (GO): nucleus; kinetochore; spindle
Molecular function (GO): protein serine/threonine/tyrosine kinase activity; ATP binding; protein serine/threonine kinase activity
Source: RefSeq, a predicted model, not a curated record